Messenger RNA from Carcharodon carcharias (great white shark), 1765 nucleotides. Its product is annotated as calmodulin-like protein 4. NCBI's taxonomy places the organism in Eukaryota, Metazoa, Chordata, Chondrichthyes, Lamniformes, Lamnidae. The coding region runs from base 347 to 700 and encodes 117 amino acids. Gene Ontology annotation, cellular component: myosin II complex. The record is from RefSeq and is a predicted model, not a curated record. Gene Ontology annotation, molecular function: calcium ion binding. The transcript has 5 exons.
UCCAUGAGGGGUAGAUGGCAGUUUAGCAGUUGGUUUGGAGAACUUGGUUCUGCAGGUUGGCUGGAGAAGCGGUCCUAUUUCCUUUUUGAUUGUGGCUUUGCUGACUUGCCUCCAGCAACAGAAAGCGAUAGAAAGAGCCUUUGCCUGAAAGCUGCAGGGGUGCCUAGUUGACUAAACAUCAAAAGAGAAAAAGCCAGAUACAAGAUGAGUGACUCGGACCUCAACCACACUCAAACUAUAGGCAAAAUUUCUCACGCAAGAUGAAAUCCAUGAAUUCAAAGAGUGCUUCUCGCUGUAUGACAAGACUCGCAAAGGCAAGAUAUAUGCUGGGGACCUGAUCACAGUGAUGCGAUCCCUGGGCACCAUGCCCACACCCGGAGAGGUGGAGAGACACCUGCUACAUCACAAAAUAGAAAGAAGUGGAGAAUUGGAUUUCUCAACUUUCCUUGCCAUCAUCCACCAGCAAAGGCAGCAAGAGGACCCACAGAAGGAGAUUCUGGAAGCCAUGUUGAUGACAGACAAACAAAAAAGAGGCUUCAUAACAGCGACUGAACUGAGGACCAAACUGACCCAACUCGGCGAGAAACUAACCAACCAGGAAGUUGAUGACCUCUUGCGGGAAGCAAAUAUUUCCCCAAAUGGCAUUGUGAAAUAUGAGGAUUUCGUCCGGACCAUCACUCUACCAGCAGCAGGUUACUGAUCUUCUUCCAGACAAUACAUUGGGGAAUCCUGACACCACAACUCAGCCUCCCGAUGUUAAGCCACCUAAAUUAUUCAUUCAUUGAUUCAACUGCAACCCAACUGAAGAUCAGACAGUGGUCACCACAAGCAUCAAGAUAAAUACAGUUGAAAGGCUUCAUUUAGUCCUCCUUGAAACAGCUGCUCUUUUGUCUCCAUCACAGUAUCUAACUCUCUCUUAAAUAACCCCAAGGCUCUUCCUCUCUGCUGCUCUUCCCAGGUUCCAUUCCAAGUGUUGAGCAUAGUGUGUGUGAAGCAGAACUUAUUUUUUUUGUUCAUUCACAGUAUAUGGGCAUCACUGGCUAGGCCAACAUUUAUUACCCACCCAUAAUUGCCCUUGAGAAGGUCGUAAUGAAUUGCCUUGACAACUGAGUGGCUUGCUAGGCCAUUUCAGAGGGCAGUUAAGAGUCGACCACAUUGCUGUGGAUCUGGAGUCACACAUAGAUGGGUUUCACAUGAGGAUCCGGUAGUUACACGUUCACCAUGGUCAACUUCUUGACAUUAUUCUUAAAUUUGCCUUUCACUGGUUGCUAUCUGUGCAAGUCUUGUCCUCCUGACAUGGUGAACGAUGAAAGGGCCUUCUCACAACAUGGCUUUUCAAUACUAUUUCAUAUCUUCGAUGCUGCUACAGAGUCCGCUCCAUCACCUAUCAAGACAGAGAUUGUUGGGCUUUUACAGCAAAGUAACAGCUUGUAUUUAUGGAGCACCUUUAACAUAGUAAAACUUCACAAGGUGCUCCGCAGGAAGGUUAUCAAAAAAAAUUGACACUGAGCCACCUAAGCAAUUUUAGGUCUGGUGACCAAAAACUUGGUCAAAGAGGUGGGUUUUAAGGAGCUGAUUAAAGGAAGAGAGAUGGGACUCUGCAUUGGCUGAGAUUGGCUUCAAUGGCACUGUCUGUACUGGUCUCACUAUCACCAUUGCAUUCCACGUUCAAAACAUUAUAAACAGGCUCACUUUGUUGUGUGUGUUGUUGCAACCCGAAAUAUGUUAAAAUGUUUUUAAUCCAUAAAAUAAAGGCAAUUUGUUU